Brugia malayi is the source of this 1038-nucleotide messenger RNA. RefSeq lists its product as uncharacterized. Gene Ontology annotation, biological process: protein phosphorylation. The transcript has 9 exons. Lineage: Eukaryota; Metazoa; Nematoda; Chromadorea; Rhabditida; Onchocercidae. Bases 1 to 1038 code for a protein of 345 amino acids. Gene Ontology annotation, molecular function: protein serine/threonine kinase activity; ATP binding. Gene Ontology annotation, cellular component: cytoplasm. The record is from RefSeq and is a predicted model, not a curated record.
AUGUCAACUCUAAGUGAACAUAAUUAUGAUAAAGUGCAGUUGAACGAUGAUAAUGUUAAAUUAGAUUCUUCUGCGGUGACAACGGAUUUGCAAAUAAUUGAUGCAGCAUAUGAUUUUUGUCAACGAUUGAAGACACGAAAUUUGUUCUUCAGAAAAUCUCAAGCGGAAGGUAUUGAAGAUCGAAAAUAUGUUCAGAGUGGCGAAUUGUCUGCAAAUCCAAAAUUUCAAAAAAUAAAUGCGACAACAAAUGAUAUGGAUGAACUUGUCAAAGGAUGUGUUUAUCCUGUAUAUUCAAAAUCAGGUCGACGCUACAUUGUCAAAGUUUCACCUGGUGGAGGCUUAGAAGCAUCAUUGCUUUUACAGGCCAAAAAAUUAAAUGAAAAUAAUGCAUCGAAGGAUGUAUGUUUGCCACUUCUUGUUGAUCACUGUUAUCAUCAUAUGUCAAGUACCAAUUUUUUCAUACUUGAAUUCUGCCAGUACGGUUCGUUGGAAAAGUUACUUGCAGAGAGUGGCGCAGUACCUAUACAUAAACAAUAUAUCGCCAAAAUUUUACGUGGAGUUACCACGGCACUUUAUUUCUUGCACUCUCAGUGCAUUUAUCAUGGAACAAUUUGUACAGCUAAUAUUUUGGUUGAUCAUCAAAUGAUAGGUCGAUUAACUGGUCUUACAGGAGCAAAUGAAAUUGUUGAAAAUGUAAACAACAAAAACAAACAUUUAUGUUUACCUAUGUAUGCUGCACCAGAAUCUAUAAAUCCUGAGGCUGAAUUACUACCGCAAGAUAUGUUUGCAAUGGGUGUUGUACUAUAUCGAUGUCUCACUGGUCGUAUGCCGAAAAGAAAACCGAACAGAACGAUUGAUUAUCAUGGAGUAAAAUCAUCAAUCAAUUUACCAAUAGAUUCAAAAAUGUGGCACACCGCACAACUUCUAAUGUCCGAACGUUUAGAUAUGAGAUUGACCGCUGGUCAGUUACUGCAUACCGACUGGAUUGAGAAUGCUGCAAACACUGUCAUAACUCAGAUUUUUAAUUGGAAUAAUUGA